Rhipicephalus microplus (southern cattle tick) is the source of this 4070-nucleotide messenger RNA. RefSeq lists its product as uncharacterized. Gene Ontology annotation, cellular component: guanyl-nucleotide exchange factor complex. The record is from RefSeq and is a predicted model, not a curated record. Lineage: Eukaryota; Metazoa; Arthropoda; Arachnida; Ixodida; Ixodidae.
UCUCGAUAUCUCAAUCGGAGUCGAUCAGUUUUUGUUUAGCAAGCGUUCGAUGUGACGCCCGACAACUUGCCCGUCCUUGAGCCUAACUAAAUAAUAAAUUACGUUGUGUUCUGUGCGUAAUGUAAGGGUGCGCGAUAACGAAGACGGGAUCGCAACAACGGAAACACCGAGUAUGAGCGUCGCUUCCGUAAGAUCAGCGCCACGGUAGCGACGAGAACCGCACCACCCGACUCCGAGAGGGAUUCCGCGCAAUCCGUCCUGGCAUGCUGGGGCACCACUCCGAGGCCCGGGCCUACGUCAAUCGAGACGAGGAGGCGCAGCAACAUGCCGAUGUGUUCCUCGACUUCGACGACGAUCCCGUCAGCAAGCAGGCUAUACAACACGACUGGAGCGGAAUGCUCUUCUCGCAGGAAGAGAACCCUUUCGUCGACGAAGACAAUGAUUUUAUUCUCAUCGCCGAGUGCAACGAAGUCCACGGGCCCAUGCCACUCGUAACUAUACCUCACAACAUAGGAGACAGGGUGGAGAACAUAGACAUCAAUUCAUUAGUAAUCAGCAUACUUUCAGUCGACUAUCAGCAAGUAGGAGCUUCAUCAACAUUCCCCAAGCUCGACAGCCAGAUCCUGAUGCCUAGUAUACGAGAUGAUCUGCACAUACUUGUCAACUACUCUGUCAUGUUGGAUCACAAAGCAAGGGGUUUUGUUCGUCCCAUGUGUAUUGCCUAUGCAUCAUCUGACAAAGGGAAAUUGGUAAAAAAUGCACGCUACAUUCGAUCUGCACUGAUUGAGGCAUCUUUAGCUCUGAAGCUGUACAACAUCAAAUAUUUUGUUCAAGGAAUCAGAAAUCUUCUUAAGGAUGUCAAGCACACUAGAAGAUUAAACAUAGGGUGCAAGCAGCACCGCGACAAAUUGAAUGGAUCGUCCAUCUCUGAGGCAAGCUUUCACGAGUCGCUCAGCAAGUACGAAGACAUGCUCGAAUCUGCUCUGCAAGAGAUCGAGGACUCUCUGGCAGCUGGCUGCCCAUUUGAUGCUGAACAUGCUCAGCGCAUCAAGUGCCAAGCCAAGGACUUGGUGCGUACUCUGCUAAACCUACCGAGGCUCAGCCCCGAACUGGAGAGAUUCCUGCAAUUAGCUACCGAGAAGGAGCCACCUCACGAGCCCAGGGAGCUGAAGAUCCCAUUUCAGAGGGAUUACGAGCUUGGCCUGGUGCCAUUGCGAGACAUCUGGAAGAAAGGCUUCAUCCUCUGCAUCUACUGGCUGUACGUCUCGUACAAGUUCUUCCGGAGGAGAGCAGAGAGUGUUGCCAUGUGUCUCCUGCAAGAAAAACCAUUGUCUUCAUUACGUUACGGUGCCUGUUUGAGGUCAACAGACUCGACAAGGGCAUCAGCUUCUAGCCUCGUUUCGAAUGGUCAUGUGUCGUCUCAUGACAAGUGCUCAAAGUCUAGUCAGCCAAUGUGUAUAUACUACCGCCUUGCUCACCCCGAGUGCCUGCCAUUUGAAAAGGCGGCCAAUGGCGUGUGGGAUGUGGACAGUGGAUUUCUCGACUGCUUUUCUCAUCUCCACCUUGAGAAAGGUGCAGUUGAAAGAGAGAAGGAGAACGGAAGCAUCAACCACUCGUUAGCAAGCAUGCCACUGUCUGAGGAACUAUACAGCAGGUUUGAAGAUGAAAACAGGAAAACGAGUGAGUCUGAGAAAGGCAGCUCUGUCAUGGAGACUCAGGGCAAGACAAAAGGAGCAGCAACUUCGUGGAGGUUUUGGCAUAUCAGGCAAACAAGCCAGAAAGAUUCAUCAGGGCAGAGGUCAUCCAGGAUGCGGACUACGUGGAAAGAGCAGUUACUAUGGCAAAGAAAAUGCAGUGGGAGUGGGAAUAACAUCGAAGAGCCCGGGGAAAGGAACUACUGGAGCAGGGAUGAAGAAUGUGCUGACCCUGCAGACUGCUCCAUGCAUGGGCUAACACUGGAAAAACAGUGGGAUGCCCUGCAGAUUUGUGUCCAUGAUGGGUCUGAAGCAAUAUUUCUUCAAGUGCUGAACAGGCGGGUGAAAGUGGAGGACAUUCUCUACUCGUUGCUGAUUGGCCGGCCAAUCAUCGUGGUGGGGAGGUCCCUCAGUGCGCACGAGGUUGCCGCCAGUGCCAAGGUUCUCGCUCUCUUUGCACCCCGGCGGUUCGGCGAUUUCCUGUGGUUUGAGGACCAGAGAUUUGACUCCCUGGACAGCUCAUGCCUGAACUCGGCAGCGGUGAUAGGGUAUGUUGAUGAGCAUCGAACCAAAGACUUUGGCCUGCCGUCUUCAGUCAGGAAAAAAGCUUCUGUGCUCAAUGUUGAGAUGAGUGACUUCACCGGCCCAUGUUAUGGUGGUGUACUCCUAAAGCAGACAAGCCAAAGGAUACGACUGCUUGAAGAAAAUGAAGCUCUACUGGCUGUGAUCUCAAGCGUGCUAGCAGACAUUGAGUAUGUGGCUCACAUGUGGGUCCAGUUGACGGCCAGUGCCCGAAAAACGGAAUCCAAGGCGUUCGCCAAGCAGAAGGAGCUCACAAACUGUGACAUGGCCAUACUCAAGCAUUACGAGAAGCUGAUGAGCGAUGGUCACACGAAGAAAUGAUACCUGUGUAUAGUAUAGAUGGGCAAUACAGACUGUGAUACCAGCUACAGCUAAAGAAGGAAAAGAAAAUUGCACGCCGACACUUGUACAAGAAACCACCAAAUGCCUCAUUAAAACCACUGUAGGGACAUCUGCCACCGUUCUUGAAACCACCACAACUUUUGCUGACCAAAGCGAAAUAAAUUUGUACGCUUCAUUGUUGUAACGCAUACGAGGGCUAGAAACAAGGAAUCUCACUUUUAGAUAUUAUUGAGAAGUGAAAUGAAAGCUCUGUCACAUUUUCUAAGACAAAUGUGAUGCAAAUUUUGGCAAAACAUUCUUUAAAUUGUGAGAUCGGUCUACAGUUUCUCAAUUUUUUUUUAUUUGACACCGUUAUGAUUAACAGUGCUCUGGUAGAAGAGAAUAAUCGUAAAAGGAUGCAUGAUUAACAGCUCAUUGAAGCAGUUUUUGUCAUUCUUUUAUAUAUGUGCAGACAUUAGGUCUUAUUCAAUGUAAUCAUUGUGCAUGCUCAACAAGCAAUUAAAGGGCAGUGUGCUGUUUUCCUGACCACAACACGCAUCCUAAUUGCUGAGAUCUACCCAUGGCUUUAAUUCUAUAACCCCGAACAUCCGUACAUUUUUCAAACCCAUAGCUCUUUCUUAUAGCUAAAAAAAUGACGACAUACCAGUGGAGCAUACAUGAGGCGUUCUUUACUUUUUCUGUGGCUAGGCUUUUUGUUUGUAACUACAUCGUCUUUAUUUAUUAUAUCUUUCAAGACUUGUGCCCACCCGGCAUUGAGAAAUGUAUUUAUUUCAGUGUGUUUUAUUGUGCCUGUUCUCAAGAAUCACUUUUGAAGUUGUGUGAUCCUCGCAUCCAAACAAUAUGCCGUAUGUACCAGCAGUACAGCCACAUUUGCACUUGUUGAACUGUAGACCUAAGCAUUCUUUCAAACUUAAUAUGGCUCAGCCUUGAAAAUAUAUUUUUUAAUCUAUGCAAGAAGCUUGAUGCAUCAAAUCAAGCUUUUUCUUUUUAUGCACUUUAUGGUAUAUUCAAAAGAUGACGGUUUUAAAUGCAAAUUUUCAUGCACUUUAUGGUAUAUUCAAGAGAUGGUGGUUUUGAAUACGAAUUGCAGUGUCCCUUUCUAAUGGUUCCUAUACCAUGCAUAAAUAUGUCUGGCCAUUUCUGUGUUCACAGAGAAAACAUCAGGAAACAAGAAAGUUCUGCUGUCUUGCAGGUCUUCCAACAGGCAAAGCGAUUGCCUGCAUCUUCUUUUGUUUACAACCGUUGUAGCACAGCUUAUGUUUUAUUCAUCUGUUAACUUGGGCCUCUGCUGGAAACGUCCUUAUGGCACCAGCAGUCGUGGCAGCUUAAUCUUUGUACGUACAACAGUUCCACACAUUUCUGUUACAGCAAAUGUUCUUAUAUGCACGGUUUAGCUUGUGAAUAGUGCUUGCGCAUGAACUUCAUUGAAUAAAUAAUUGUUUUAGCUUUCUA